Messenger RNA from Symbiodinium necroappetens, 3039 nucleotides. Lineage: Eukaryota; Dinophyceae; Suessiales; Symbiodiniaceae. The record is from the annotation of a GenBank genome assembly.
AUGUUUCCGGCGCUUAUUUCACGCAUCGGUUUGUCCGAGAUUUCCGCGUGGAUGCGCGAACAGGAGGAGAAGAGAGAAUACACCUCAAUGUGCGCCCUGGCAGCCGGCGAGGGAUUGGGGGAUGCCACAGAUGUCAUCCGAACUGCUGUGCAGUCAGACAUCGCCUGUUAUGCAGCAGGUGUGGCCAACCUGACAAUGUUUCAGAAGCCCAAAACCAGCCCGUUUCCUGUGCAAAGAAUCACGGGCCUGGACUCGAAACGGCGUGAUGCAGCGGGCUUGAAGCGCUUCGAGCCCUGUCCAGAAGGCUACACCUUCGUCGACGCGGACAUUGGCGGUGGCGCCUUUGCCCGCGUCUUUCUUGUGCGGAACGAGGCCACCCAGGAUCUGCAAGCCAUGAAACGCGUCGAUCGGCAGAAGCUGGCAAAGCAUUUUCAGAUUUCCGCUGGCGAAGCUGAGCAGAUGGUCGAGCAGGAGUUCUGGCAGAUGCAGCGCACGAACCACCCCCACAUCAUCAAGCUGUUUGACUUCUUUCAAGACGAGAGAUAUGCUUAUUUUGUUAUGGAGGCGGUGAAUGGUGGCACUUUGCGCCAGCUUCUGAACACCUUGAAUGCCCCGAAGGGGGAGCGGCCAAAGCUGAGUGAAGGCUUCAUUGCAGAAAUGCUGCAACAAGCCCUGUAUGCUCUGCGACACCUGCAUUAUGAGUCAAGAAUUCACAAAGACGUAAAGCUGGAAAACCUGAUGCUGCUGAGCACUUCGGGCCCCCCACAUCUGGUCUUGAUCGAUCUUGGUGUGGCGGAGACGUUUCAGUCCUCUGCAGGGGAUGCACGGCCCAUGCCGGCUGGCACUCCGCAGACAAUGGCUCCAGAGGUGAUUGACUGCAUGCUUGGGCGAAGAAGCAGCUUCGAUGACCGCUGCGAUGUUUUCAGCUUGGGCAUUGUUGCGCACCAGCUCUUCACAGGUGAUGUGCCCUACAAGGUCGCAUACCGAGGUGGAGGGUCUUACGGCCCGGUCGACUAUGCUCAGACGCGCACCAACAUGAACUGCGAUCUCACCGCCCAGCUGAAGUCGGCUGGCUGUUCCAGAGGAGUUAUCACCCUCGUCAGCCGCAUGCUGGAGAUGGACCCUGCGAAGCGGCCAUCCACCCUGGAAUGCCUGAGUGACGACUGGCUGGUGCAGAAGUGCGAGAACCGCCGCCUCCGGCGCCUUCGGCUCGAGGGCCGGCACUCGCUUGGGGGCGCGGCACUCUCCGUUGAGGAGGAGGAGGCAGCCGGUGAGGAGCUCCUGAGACUGGAAAGGCGGCGCAUCUGCAAAGCCUUGGUGCGUUUUGCCAAGCGGACGCCACUGCAGAGGGCUGUGGCGUUCCACCUGGCCUCGUACCUGCCGGUAGGUGAUCUUCGAAGAGCAGCCGAGAGCUUCAAGCGCGUUGACAAUGAGCAGAGCGGUCACCUGACCUACGAUGAGAUUGCAAACGCGCUGGAGGAGGUUCUCGGCAUCGAACGUGAGCACGGCCUGCGAGUUGCAACUGCUAUGGACACGGACCAGUCUGGACGUCUAGAUUUCCAAGAGUUCUCUGCUGCCGUCGCUGUGCUCAGAGGAGAAAGGGAACAGCGCUUAUACGACACGCUGCUGGAGAAGAUGCAAAUCGAUCCUGCGAAGGACCUCACCCUCCAGGAGGUCCACGCAGCCGUGGAAGUGGCCCUGAAAGGCCCCGUGACUCGGGAGAUGCUCGUCGAGUGGCUGACGAAGGUGGCCAAGAGUGCCCUGCCAAGGAUCGCACUGGGACCUCUACAACGCCCCAGUGGCAGGUGCUGUGAAGAUCCGCAGCAGGCGAGGUGCUCUGAGGACAUGGGAUGGCACUCGCAGUAUGCAGAGGUUGUCGAGGAGAUCGGGUCCAACCUCAAAGAUGGCGACACGGCCGCCUUGGCCGCUUUGCGCUCGCUCCGGGACCAGGAGCCACGUGGAAGUUACGUAGAGGUGACAAACACAAGGCCAGCGCCAUCCGGUGCUCAGCUGCUGACUGUCCCGGUCUCCAUUGCUCCCACCACUGCAACCACAGCGGCCUUGGUCACCAAAGCCGUCACAUCUACGGAGGCUCCGCGAGAGCCACCGGAUCCAUGGAAAGAAGUCCGGAGGCAGAUGGCCACGAGGGCUGCCGAGGUCACCCGGCCAACCUGCAGGACGGCUGGUGCCAAAAAGGGCUGCGAGCGCUGCUGCAGUGAUGGCCACGCGUGGAGGGAGUGCUUCGAUGUGGAGACAUGCGCAGCGCAAGCUCCUCCUGGUGGGAAAUAUGCCUUCGUCCUGGCCCAGGUUCAGCAGCCAGGCCAAAACUGGUUGCCGUACCUCGAGAACAUGCGGGAAGAAGCGGACAGGAUCCAGCAGCAAACGACGGCGACUGUGGACAUCGUGGUUUUGAUACCAACCGCACACGUGGGCAAGCUGCGCGAGACUCAUUGGAGCCGCUUGAAACAGUUUGGGGUCCAGGUUGUGAAAGUGCCUUGGGAACUUCCCCCCGAGCUGCACUGGUGGCCAGACAAUUGGCACCCAGGCAAAGUGGACGGUUGGUGUGGACCGCAAGACUUGGUCCGCCUGCACACCACCGGGCUGGACUCCUUCGAUGCCGUGGCCUUCUACGACCAGGAUGUGGAGUUCCACAGAGCCCUGCUCGGCAGACUUUGUAGGAUCUUGAGGACUCAUGAAGCUUCCUAUUGCAGGCUCCCAUGUUGGUUGCGACUUUGCUUCCCGAACUUUCCCCAAGUGUUUGGCUUGUGGUAUCAAGCCGACAGGUGGAAAACAUCAGGAGUUGACUUCUUCGGGGCCCGCACAUGUUUGCUGCACAAGGUUCCGUCUCAGCUGUGUUCCGUUGCGCUUCCCUGGGCGCCUUGGACUUAUGCGAAAUGGGCUGAAGAUGAGAUCCUUCCUGGGGCCUCGGUCGUUGAGAUGCACAGCCAUUACAGCUCUUGUUGUUUUGGCACUGGGCUUGAGAAGGUCAAGUGGACGGAGGGUCAUGCGGCACCUGCAAGGGGUCUGCUACAGGGGUAG